Durio zibethinus is the source of this 1127-nucleotide messenger RNA. The record is from RefSeq and is a predicted model, not a curated record. Lineage: Eukaryota; Viridiplantae; Streptophyta; Magnoliopsida; Malvales; Malvaceae.
ACCAAAAUGAACUGUUUUUCCUGUUGCAUGUCAGAAGAGAGACUAAAUAGAAGGUCAACAAAGAAGAGCAUGAAGGAAUACAAUGACACAAAAACUAUGGUUUCAUUUGCCAAUAUUGCAUUCAAGAGUGAUAGCAGCAGAAAGAGAUACAUUACCCAAGAAAUAACAAAAAUGGGUAAAGGUAAUAUCACUGCUAGGAUUUUUAACUACAGUGAGCUAUGCACCGCCACUAAAAACUUCAACCCAGAUGAUAAGCUUGGUGAAGGGGGUUUUGGGAGGGUCUACAAAGGGCAUGUUGAAAACCCAAAUCAAGUAGUUGCUGUCAAGCAACUUGACAGGAAUGGAUAUCAAGGAAACAGAGAAUUCCUGGUUGAGGUUUUGAUGUUGAGUCUACUUAACCAUUCUAACCUUGUAAAUUUGGUUGGAUAUUGUGCCGACGGGGAUCAAAGGAUUUUGGUCUAUGAAUACAUGGCUAAUGGCUCCUUGGAGAAUCACCUUCUAGAUUUACCUCCGGACAAGAAGCCAUUGGAUUGGAAUACCAGGAUGAAAAUUGCUAUUGGUGCUGCUAAAGGCCUUGAACACUUACAUGAAACAGCCAAUCCUCCAGUGAUAUACCGUGACUUUAAAGCAUCAAACAUAUUACUGGAUCAGGAUUUCAAUCCAAAGCUCUCGGAUUUCGGACUUGCAAAGCUUGGUCCAACUGGAGAUAAGACACAUGUUUCCACCAGGGUUAUGGGAACCUAUGGCUACUGUGCACCUGAGUAUGCACUGACCGGCCAGUUGACUACAAAAUCAGAUGUUUACAGCUUUGGAGUUGUGUUUUUGGAGCUAAUCACAGGAAGAAGAGUAAUAGACAAUUCAAGACCAACAGAAGAACAGAAUCUUAUCACUUGGGCAACACCCCUAUUCAAAGAUAGAAGGAAUUUCACAUCAAUGGCUGAUCCAUUGCUGGAUGGGAAAUUUCCCAUUAAGAAUCUCCACCAAACACUUGCUGUUGCAGCAAUGUGUCUGCAGGAAGAAGCAACUGCCCGGCCUUUGAUGAGCGACGUGGUAACAGCUCUUGAGUACUUAACUACAGGCAAUGAACUAGAAGGAAGGGAAGAAUAGUUGACAAACAAGAAAUCAGU